Molecule: messenger RNA, 1494 nt
Organism: Coffea arabica (coffee)
Lineage: Eukaryota; Viridiplantae; Streptophyta; Magnoliopsida; Gentianales; Rubiaceae
Product: protein trichome birefringence-like 41
Cellular component (GO): Golgi apparatus
Molecular function (GO): O-acetyltransferase activity
Source: RefSeq, a predicted model, not a curated record
AAAAAAUUGCAGAUUUCCCCUCCCCAAGCCAUUCAAUCUAACAACUCAAACACCACCAGGCACCAACUAACAGCCUAUCAAACUCAUCUUAUAUGGCCUUUGUUUUCUUCAUUAAAAGCUUCAUCAUGCUGCAUUCUCCCUUAAGUUCCCUCACCUCAUCUCACUCCUUUUCUUCUCACAAGAUGGGAAGUGGUCAAUUUCGUUCUGUGAAUACUUUUCUUCUAAUUAUAUGUCUUUUUGUCAUAUUUGUUCAACAAUCAUCCAAUGCCUUGUUGCUAGAGCUUUCUCAUAACUCUAAGAGAUCAUCAGAAUCAAUUAGCAGCGGCUGCGAUAUCUUCCAAGGAAGUUGGAGCUACGAUGACACAUAUCCCCUUUACAAUGCGUCUUCUUGUCCAUUCAUCGAGAAGCCAUUUGAUUGCCAGGGAAAUGGCCGCCCUGAUCAACUCUAUCUCAAGUUCAAAUGGAAGCCCAACCGAUGUGAAUUGCCUCAAUUUAAUGCUCCACAUUUCUUGAGGAAAUUUAGAGGGAAGAAGAUAUUGUUCGUAGGGGAUUCACUGAGCCUCAAUCAAUGGCAGUCCCUUGCAUGCAUGUUGCACGCAGCUCUGCCCCAAUCAAAUUACAAUCUUCAAAAGAAAGGCAACCUCUCUACUUUUACUUUCAGGGAAUAUGAUGUUUCUUUGAUGCUAUCUCGUAACGCAUUUCUGGUGGAUUUGGUGGAAGAGAAUAACAGAAGAAUUCUGAAGCUUGACUCCAUACAAAAUGGGGAUGCAUGGAGGGGUUAUGACGUGCUUAUUUUUAACACUUGGCAUUGGUGGCUCCACAAAGGAAGAUCAAGAUCGUGGGAUUAUUUUCAAGAAGGAAACAAACUUUAUAAAGACAUGGAUCCUUUGGUUGCAUUUGAGAAGGGCCUGAAAACAUGGUCCAGGUGGGUGGACUCUAACGUGGCUCCUUCCAAAACCCAAGUCCUUUUUCAGGGCAUCUCUCCAACCCAUUACGAUGGCAAGGAAUGGGAUGCUCCAAUAGCAAAAUCUUCAUGCAUUGGGCAAACUCGGCCGAUCCUGGCUCCUGAAUACCCUGCCGGACCACCACCACCUGCGGCGGUGGUGAAGAAAGUACUGGCUAACAUGUCCACCCCGGUGACUUUGCUAGAUGUAACCACACUUUCACAGCUAAGGAAAGAUGGGCAUCCUUCAAUUUAUGGUGAUGGCCCUGAUAGCCAUGAAGGAAAGGAUUGCAGCCAUUGGUGUCUACCUGGUGUUCCUGAUGCUUGGAAUGCACUAUUGUAUGGAAUCCUUGUGAGAAAUGGACAACUAAAAUGACAGUUGAUUCAUUCAUUGAUUCAAUUAAUGCAGCUAUCUAGUGAAGAAAAACAAACUAUUGUUGAAUUUUAUCCUUUUCUUUUUGGAUAGAAUAAUAUUAUUUGUUUUUAUUUGGUUGAAGCUAAUGGUGACUCUUGUACGUGACAAUUGCAAUCAAAGGAGCAUAUAUUUGCCC